Molecule: messenger RNA, 1410 nt
Organism: Penicillium macrosclerotiorum
Lineage: Eukaryota; Fungi; Ascomycota; Eurotiomycetes; Eurotiales; Aspergillaceae
Product: fungal specific transcription factor domain-containing protein
Exons: 2
Coding region: 1-1410 (469 amino acids)
Biological process (GO): aromatic amino acid catabolic process; positive regulation of transcription by RNA polymerase II
Cellular component (GO): nucleus
Molecular function (GO): DNA-binding transcription factor activity, RNA polymerase II-specific
Source: RefSeq, a predicted model, not a curated record
AUGUCUGAGUGGUUCCCUAGAAUCUUACAGUUUCCACCUGAGACUGAUGGCUGGGACUCGGAUUUCAUUAUGACGAACUUGGAUGGUAGAGACCCUCCAUUGCCUAUGGAAGAGAUACCGGUGUCAGAUAGUUGGAAGCAACAUGUUGUCGAGCCGACAAAGCGAUUCGAGCGCAUGUCAUGGAUGGUUCUCAGCUGCGCACUAGCACUCGCACACGAAUUGGGUGUGUUUGACAGCAAUUCUCACAUUCCAUUGCCCAAUGACCUGGUCGGUGCUGAUGCUGAGAACUACCUGGAGCAUCUUGAACUUCGGCGUCAACGAUUACCGAAUCUGCUUUUUGUUUUUAUCAACGCAUUAUCUUCGAGGAUCGGUUGUACUUCUCUUAUGCCAUCAGAUACAGUCUUGCCAUUGCCGGAUAUUUCACUACUACGGAGAGACAGGAAAAGUAGGGAGUGGCUUGCUUUCAUGAAAUCGUGGACUGAGUUGACCAAGCUCACUACUUCAAUCAUGAAUACACUUUUCCCUCUUAUGAACACAGCUUUGGCUAGCGGAUCAGCAGGUACCUUUCUGUCGAUUCUGGAUCAGAAGCAGACAUUACUAGCUGAUUGGCGACAACGAAACCUCGCCGUUGCAGACACUGAGCUUGGCUAUGCAAACAUCCUGUUUAUUGAGCACCAACAUCUUCGAGUCCUCAUCAAUAGUAUUGGAAUGCAACUCGUACUGAGGCGCGUUCUUUCACAGAUAAGUCUGUACGGCGGCUCCACGAUCGAUCACUUCUUUGUGGAAAAGGCCAGAGAGCUUAACAUGACCUCACGUGAGUACGGCUUCAUUGAAGACGUUAUUCAGGGCUGCUGUCAAAUUCUGGAGAGAAUCACGAGUCUUGGCGAUUCGGGUACUUUGUAUUUCUCUCCGAUGAGGAUAUUGUUUCGAACUAUUAGCGCUUCUAUAUUCUUGAUGAAGGCUCUUGCUCUUGGAGUCCGUCAGAGCAAGUUACAGGAAGCUCUAAGAAUUCUUGAUCAGGCGAUCGCUGCCUUGCAGGAGAAAAGUCAAGACGACGUCCAUCUGAAACUCCAGUAUGCCACUCUUUUGCAAUCGCAAGCUGCACGCCUUCGAGGUAGUUUGGUAUCUUCACAGCCAACAACUGGCCCUUCUCAACCGGUAUCAGAGAUGGCGAAUAGGCAUGUGCCCCCCAUUGAGAUAUCCACUGAUAUGAACCAGCCUUCUGAAGCGGAUGUUCAGACCUUUUUUGAACUUCCUACCCACGAGUCGAUGGAUUUCGAUGUCAAUGAAUGGCUAUAUCUACCUUUCGAUCCGUCAAUGGCUCCAUUUGGUGAAGCCGAAGGGGAAUUCGGAGCUCGUCUGGAUGGAGUUGACUUGGAUCUGAACUUUUUAUGGCAACUACCUCCAUAG